AUGCUGCGUGCUCCGGCUUCCAAUGAUCCGUUUGGCGACCGUCUUCUCCCUGCCCCAGUGCAGGAAACGGUUUAUUCCGUUCAUUGGUCUCACAUCACUUCUCCGCAUGGCAUAAUUUACAUUGGCUCUGGGGCAUUUAGUACUGUGCGUCUAGCAUGGUUGCAGGAGCGGAGGAAGUGCUACAAACGCAUUUUGACAUCUAAUGGUGAGAAGACGAGGACGACAGUUUUUCUUGGGGCGUGUGCGGCCGUGGCAGUGAAGCGGGUGAUGAUACCGAGGGCGAAUGAUGGCUCUUGUAAGUACCGCCGACUGCUGUUGCUACGCGAACUCCAGGUGAUGGAACGUAUUCGAAUGUAUCCGCAUCCGAACAUCGUGCAGUGUUGGGGUUUUCUUUUUGGAAAGGGGGAAGAGGAACAGACCUUUGAAAGCUGGAACCCCUCAGGCGAUGGCACAGAGAACAGCACGGACGGGAAGGUUCUUACAAGCCUGAACAAGGAAGGACACCGGAUGGCGUUCAACGAGGAAAACAAUGACGGAGAUGAACGGACAGAUCGACAGAUCCCGGAAGGAGCCUCGUACGUUGAUUUGUGUCUCUCACUCUGCACGGGUGGCACACUGCGGAAUUAUGUGGCGCUAAAGGCCAGUGAGGUCCCCCACGCGGCGACAGCUGGGACAAAGUGUUCAGCGUCUGAAUCACAGAUGGUGAAUGUCGCAAUGGCGUUUGAAAAGGUGAGUUUUGAUCAUUUCAGUGGCGCUCAGGGAAUCACUGGAAGCACCAAUGAAGAUACCUCCCCAUACGGCUGUGAAGAUUAUGGUGCGUAUCAUCCUUAUCCGAAACAAAUUUUGGGUGAAGGGAAGAAAAUUGCCAAUGCGUCCUCAAAUCUACCACAUGCGUCCGUUUCCAUCUCCGCUCACCUUGCGGUUCCUGAGCGUGACAUUGUCGCCAUUGUGUACGCACUGGUUCAUGCACUUCGUCACACGCAUGAGAAUUUAAAGACGUUGCAUCGUGACAUUAAACCCUCAAAUGUGCUGAUAUUCAGUGGGGUGGGAAAGACACCAGAAUACGCGUUGCAGCCCUCUUCUCUCCUGAUUCCGGCGUCCGGAGGAGAGCCGUCGCAAGAGCGCGACAAAAGGUGUUCGAGCCAGGCCAAACCCUUAAGCCUAAGAGUCGACUCGGAGAUCAGGAGUGCUUUGGGUGACAGUGAUGAAAUGGUGGAAUUUGCUCUUUUUCCUCAAUGUCCAGCAACCACGCAUGGGUCCACAGGGGCACUGCGGCAGAGCGCAGGGGGGAACCUUGCGACACCGACAGCAACAGCAGAAGGAAUGUCAAAACUCAACGAUGAACCUCCCACAACGUUGGUGGUGCCUCUGGGAUUGGGGUACUAUCGUUUGCCAUAUGCUGCUACGGAUUCUUCACGGAGAGUUUAUAUUGAUUGCUUGCCGCAGGCCGAGGGAUGGCGAAUACAGUUGGCGGACUUUGGGGUUACUACUGGGGUUGACCGGCUUGCUGGCUCAGGAAGGUGUGGCACCGCUCCGUUCAUGGCCCCAGAGGUCGCUCGACAUGCCGACCAGGGUGUUCCCGAGCAAUACACGACGAAAGCAGACAUUUACAGUCUGGGGGUAACGUUGCAGCAUACAAUUCUUUACCUUGUUAUUGAAGAUGAAGAGGGAAGUCAGAGAACGUGCAGGUAUGCGGACGCAUUGGGGGCGCAGUGGAUUGAUGAGGACGACACCGCAACGCAAUCACGGCUGGCGUUUGGCCCAGGCCUUGAAAGUAAGAGCACUGAAACAGAUGUAAACCCGAACUUUAUUGUACCUAACGCCUGGCGCUGUGACAAGGAGCUCGUUGAAGGGGAAUACAUCCGCUGCGGUUCACUGGAAACGGAGUUUCCCAAACGUGGUGUGGAUGAUGACAAGGAGCAUGAAAGUAAACCAAAAGGAUUUGUUGUGCCCCGCGCCUGGCGAUGCCGCGAUGAGCUGUUGGAACGCCAAUAUAUUCGCCGCGAGUUGUCCUCAAGAAGGAAUGAUACUGACAUCCAUGCUCACCUUCUCACCUCUUUGCCCAAUGAGCACAAUGAUUUCAAGGAAAAUUCCGCGGCGAGGGAACGUCGUGGGUCACGAUGCAGCUCGUGUGGAAAGAUUCAUCGAAACCUCAUCGAGCUGCUAAACGCCAUGACGGUAAAGAAACCAUCGCAACGGCCAAAUUUGUCAACUGUUCUUCAGAGUACUGCGAUUAUUGAACGAGGCACAUUUCUGGAAAAGGGAAGGCAAUUCUCUUACCCCAAUAAUGCUGCUUGGGAUGUUGGCGCUGAGGACCACGGAAACCAGCCCUCCAUGGACCCGAAUUCCUUGGAGAGAGGAACGGCGGCCCAACGCUUUUCCCGUGCACGACGGUGGGCAGAGGAAAGAAAUCGUGUCCGGUCUCCUCCUACGGGAUUUCGGUUUGACAUGACAGAACCGCGUCAGAAGAGCAGCCAGGGGAAAAACUGUGGUGGCGGUGAAGAUGACACAACAGUGUUGCUCUGGCGUCCUCCUUCCCUCAGCUUCCUUCGGGCUUGCCGCCACAAGAUGGAGGCACACAACAGAUAG
Messenger RNA from Trypanosoma cruzi, 2589 nucleotides. Its product is annotated as protein kinase, putative. Gene Ontology annotation, biological process: protein phosphorylation. The transcript has a single exon. Lineage: Eukaryota; Euglenozoa; Kinetoplastea; Trypanosomatida; Trypanosomatidae. The coding region runs from base 1 to 2589 and encodes 862 amino acids. Gene Ontology annotation, molecular function: ATP binding; protein kinase activity. The record is from RefSeq and is a predicted model, not a curated record.